UUUCAUCGAUAGAUCCCUAAUCGUUACCUUUGAAAGCUAGGUUUAGGGUUUCUUCUGUAAUGUCGAAGAUCUCACAAGCUCGUUACGGUUCUAUCCCUUCUGCUAUUCCUUCUGCUUCAACUUCUAACUCUGGGAUCGAAUUCAUUUCUCACGCAAAGGAAAGAGGAAGAUCAAUCAUCGCAAAACGGCGUCCAUGGAGAGAAUUCGUAGAUCUACACUCUUUUGGCCGUCCGUACACUUUUGGCGAAGCGAUGGUCCGUAUAAAGCGUAAUCUCUACUAUUUCCGUGUCAAUUACGCUUUUAUCAUGUUGCUGAUAUUGUUCUUGAGUCUUCUAUGGCAUCCAAUUUCGAUGAUUGUCUUCCUCGUCGUGUUUAUCGCUUGGUUCUUCCUUUACUUCUUCCGUGAUGAGCCGCUGUUUGUGUUUAAAUGGACUAUUGAUGAUCGUGUGGUUCUGGUUUUAUUGAGUUUGGUUACGAUUGUUACCCUGGUUUUGACUCAUGUGUGGUUGAAUGUCUUGGUUUCGCUUGUUAUUGGAAUUGUGAUUGUUGGUCUACAUGCCUCCUUUAGGACAACCGAAAAUCAGUUUCUGGAUGAGCAGGAUGCUGUUGAUGGAGGAUUGCUUUCUGUUGUUGGAAGUCCGACUCCGAUGAGAACAACAUACGGUCGUAUUUGAAUUUGCUGAUUGGUUCUUUUUGUUGUGCACUGGUGAUUAGGAUGUUUUGUGGCGAUUGAGCAGUUGGGGGAUUAUCAGAUUUGAAGCGACUGCCACUGAGUUAAGUUCUUUAGAUCUGCGGGAGAAACUUCUUCAAUGAUGCUGUAAAUGGUUUGGGUGCAAAGAGGUGAGAUCCUCUGCGCGCAUUUCUUUUGUUUUUGUUGCCGGAAAGUACAUCCCAAAGGAAGUGAUUUGUAACUGUUUCAUUCUAACUUCCUGUAGAGCUGGUCAGGUUACAUUUACUCGAUUUUGUAAUUGUUCUUUCUUUCCCAGUCGAUUGUCGAGCUGGUCAGGAUGUGGUCCUUUCAAUCUUUUUUGUAAAUGCUAUACUUGCACGUUGAUAGUAUUUUAGUCAUCUGAAGCAAAA
Molecule: messenger RNA, 1080 nt
Organism: Telopea speciosissima
Lineage: Eukaryota; Viridiplantae; Streptophyta; Magnoliopsida; Proteales; Proteaceae
Product: PRA1 family protein F3-like
Exons: 1
Coding region: 60-674 (204 amino acids)
Biological process (GO): vesicle-mediated transport
Cellular component (GO): Golgi apparatus; endoplasmic reticulum
Source: RefSeq, a predicted model, not a curated record